Messenger RNA from Paramisgurnus dabryanus, 5778 nucleotides. Lineage: Eukaryota; Metazoa; Chordata; Actinopteri; Cypriniformes; Cobitidae. The record is from RefSeq and is a predicted model, not a curated record.
GUCAGAGCAGGCUCGUUGCAAACGAUUCAUCACUACUGUACGCAUGCGUUGUCGUCGUUGGUGUAUAAGCUGUUGUGACGUGUAUUAUAAAGUUGCUGGUGUUCUUAAACAAAGAUGCCACGUAAAAAGGGGUUCCGGAGAUCUGAGGCGGCUAAGAGGCGCAUGGCUGUUGUCAGCCAUGUUGAGCCUCUUGUAAAAAGACCCGCAUAUGAGGUUGGGCCUCCUCUCAAAAGUGCUCCAAUACCGACAAUUUAUUGUCCCAAAACUGUCAAUGAAAAAGUCCAUGUGACUGCCAAAACUGCCAAUGAGAAAGUCCACGUGACUGCCAAAACUGUCAAUGAAAAAGUCCAUGUGACUGCCAAAACUGCCAAUGAGAAAGUCCACGUGACUGCCAAAACUGUCAAUGAGAAAGUCCACGCGACUGCCAAUAAAACUGUCAUUGAAACUGUCAUUGAGAAAGUCCAUGGGACUGCCAAAAAAACUGUCAUUGAGAAAGUCCAUGGGACUGCCGUUAACACUGUCAUUGAGAAAGUCCAUGGGACUGCCUAUAAGACUGUCAAUGAGAAAGUGCAUGUGAAUGACAAGGUAUCUGCCAAUGAAGCUGAUAAAGUACUGGAUGGAUCAGUUAUAAGAGGAUCGUUCAGUCAAGACGAUAUGCGAUUUGGUAGUACAAGAAAUAAGCAGUGUGCGGCUAUCAGUUUAACAUCUGUACUUCAGCACUGUGUAAAAAAUGUUUUGACAUGGCAAACUGCAGAUUUGGAUAAUGUACUGAAUAAGGGAAAUGACCUUUAUGUUGUUUUAAAAAAUACAAGGCAAAUAGGAAAAGGCCAGUGUGAAUACAUAUUGAUUCCAGAACUUCCCAGAACAUGUACGUACUGUGACAAAUAUUUUGAAAUAAAGUUUGGUUCAUCUUUCGGUGGCUUUACUGAUGUUUUUGAGUAUGAUGCAGAAGUGGGAGAUUUUGCAAUGCCAUUUCAUGUAGCAGUGGAGCGAUCGCUGCGUGAUUUUGAUGCUUGUUUGGUAACUAUUGCUGCCAAUACAUGUGCAAUUAUAAAACAAGGUAAUUUGUAUGCCAUUGUAGAUUCACAUGCAACCAGUUUCAUUAAUGGCCAACAAUACAGAUCUGCAACAAGCUUUGUAGCUUAUUACAGCAACAUUGAUCAUGUUAUCAGUCGGUUUUAUCAAGAAGUCAACAGUGGUCCAGAAUGUGUUUGUUGUGUAUGUCAUCGGCUAUUGUUUAGAAAACAAGUUAUUGAGUGUAAAUUUGAUUGCUAUGAACAAAAAGGACAGCACAUAGCUGAUUUAAGUAAAAGAUGCAUCACACUGAAGUAUUUACAUGUAUGUGACACUGAAUGUGAGGAUAAUUGUAAUUUAUCUGGGCAUUUAGCCUGUAAUUUGUGGAUAUGUUAUACAUGCCAUCGAAAAAUCCUUAGAGGACAACUACCUGAAGAGAGUGUUGCCAACAAUAUGCAUUUGGAGGACAUUCCUAAAGAAUUAAAAUGUCUAAACUCAUUGGAACAACAUCUAAUAUCACUCAAUAUUCCUUUUCUUAAAUUGCUAUGUCUUCCCAGAGGUGGGCAGAGGGGUUGCCAUGGACCUGUUGUCUGUAUUCCGGUUAAUACUACAAACAUGACCAACAUACUUCCACGAAAUGAAUGUGAUGAUCAUAUGAUAAAAAUCAAACUGAAACGAAAAUUGACAUACAAAGGCCAUUAUGAAUUUAAAUAUGUCCACACCGAUCAUGUCAGAAAUGCUUUAGUAUAUUUGGUGAAAAACAACAAGAUGUAUAAAGAUGUGCAGUUUAAUGAGCAGUGGAUUAACAACUUGAAUAAACCUGACGAGGCUGAUGGUAAUGAAAUGCAGGAAGAUAAUGUUUCUGAUAACAGUGACGAUGAUAAGGUAGCUGAUGAUGAAUCACAUGAAGAUCUUACAUAUAUCAAAGAGCAAAGUGGACUUUUGUCAGACACAUCACUACAGCCUGUUGACAUUGGUUCAGAAAUAAUUGAUCAACAUUUUCAUGAUGUACUAAAUGUAGCACCAGGUGAAGGUAACAGUCCUGUCAGGUUAUUAUCAGAUGAAACCAAUGAGGCUAAGUGCUUCCCUUUUCUCUAUCCGACUGGUGGUCCAACAUUUCACGAUGACAGACCAGAAAAAAUCACAUUGUCAAGAUACCUGAAUAAUGCACGAAUAUUAAAUGCUGAUGGACGUUUUGCUCAGAAUUCAGACUUCAUUUUUUAUGCUCAGUAUAUAUCAGAAGUUGAACAAAUUCUGUCCAAUGUCUCAAUUGCAUUACGAAAAGGUUUUGAAAAAGGUAGUUUAUCAGAGCUGACACCAGAUAUGCUGACAAAUCCUGAUUCCUUGCAAAAAAUACUUAAGUUUGAUGAAGGAUAUAAGUUUUUGAGACCAGUCAGAGGGACCCCUCCCUAUUGGAUGUCUACACAGAAAGAUCUAUUUGCUUUAAUUAGACAAAUUGGCAUACCAACAUUCUUUGCAUCUUUUAGUUCUGCUGAUAUGAGAUGGCCUGAAAUGUUGAACACCAUUAUUAAACAAGAGGGCAAACAAAUCAAUUUAGAUCAACUUGCCUGGGCUGAGAAAUGCGAACUUAUACGAAAAAAUCCUGUCACUGCAGCAAGAAUGUUUGAUCACAGAUGGCAUUGUUUUUUGAAACAUGUCAUUAUGUCACCAGCUGAACCUAUCGGUAAAAUAAAAGACUAUUUUUAUCGUGUUGAAUUCCAACAACGUGGUUCUCCUCACGUUCACUGUCUGUUUUGGGUGGAAAAUGCUCCAAAGCUUAAUGAUGAUGAUGAAGCUAAUGAUCCUGUGGUUGCUGAUUUCAUUGACACAUAUAUCACCUGUGAGACACCGCCAGAACAAGACAUAGAACUCUUUGAAACAGUAAACAGUGUGCAGAAGCACAGUACAAGACAUUCAAAAACAUGUCGCAAGAAAAAUACAGUAUGUCGUUUUAAUUUUCCAAGACCUCCAUCUAGCCGUACCUUUAUUACAAGAGCAUCUAAUGCGGACGAGUUUAAAGGGAAAAAUGAAGAUGACACAGCAAAUGCCAUUUUACAAAAAAUAAAAAAUGCUUUAAACUCUGAUGUGAUUUUUGAUUCAACUGAUGAUUUAUUCUCUUCUGUGGGUAUUUGUCAGGCUGUCUUUGAAAAAGCAUACAACAAAUGUUCUAAAAAGAAAUCCAUUGUCUUGAAACGAAAUCCAAAAGAUAUUUGGGUAAACCAGUAUAACAGAGAUUUACUGCGUGCUUGGCAAGGAAAUAUGGAUAUUCAGUAUGUCACAGAUGCCUUUUCUGUAGUAGUUUAUAUACUAAGCUACAUUACAAAAGCAGAACAAGAAAUGGGACUUUUGCUUCAACGUACGCAAAAUGAAGCUAUGAAUGGAAAUCUUGAAGCUAAGGCAUCUUUAAAGCAAUUGGGAAGUGUUUAUUUGCACAGCCGCGAAAUUUCCGCGCAAGAAGCGGUGUACAGACUGACAGGCAUGCAUUUAAAGGAAUGCUCACGUAAAGUACAAUUUAUUCCAAUAGGACCAAAUCCUGUAAAGAUGAGUUUGCCUUUAAAUGUGCUUAAGAAUAAAGUGAAGAAAGAACAGUCUGAUGAUGAAAGCAGUCUUUGGAUGACAAGUUUUGUUGAUAGGUACACGAACAGACCACAGAAACAACCACUACUUAAUCUUUGUCUUGCCAGUUUUUGUUCUGAGUACAGAGUUUUGACAAAAUCAGAAGUUUUGUCACAAAAACAAAAUGCAGAAACUGAAGUUAUUAAACUCAAUAAAAACUGUGGUUAUGUGAAACGAAGAACACGAACCGAGCCAGCUGUUGUCAGAUAUCCGAGAUUUUCGCCCACAAAAGAUCCAGAAAAAUACUAUCAUUCACUAUUGCAGCUUUUUCUACCACAUUAUGAUGACUGUCACUUGAAGCCAAGCAACUAUGAGACAUAUGAGGAGUACUACAACAGUGGUGUCAUAAAAACUAAUUCUGGAAUGAAAAAUGUGAAAUUAAUUGUUGAUUGCAACAGAGAAUUGUUUGAAAAGGACUCUGAUAAAUUAGAGCGAGCUAAACAGCUUUUGGAGAAGGAUAUAGAUUUAGAGGAUGCUUGGGCUGCAAUAUGUCCUGAAACUGAAAGAGAACGUCACGAAUGUAUGGAACUGAUGAAGAAUAAAGUAUUGCCUGAUGAAGAUAACACUCAAAACCUUAUUCCAGAUCUUACAGGAAACCAACAAACUAUUUCUACUGUACAAACAAACCAUACCACAUUGCCUAGAAAUGAAGCGUUACAUUUACUGCGAUCAUUAAAUGAGGAACAGUCUGACAUAUUCUAUAAAGUCCGUCAGUGGUGUUUACAAAAAGUACUUGGACAAAACCCUGAACCUAUCAGAUUGUUUAUCACUGGUGGAGCAGGCACAGGAAAAAGUCAUUUAAUUAAGGCAAUACACUAUGAAUCUUGCAGACUGUUAUCUCAGCUGUCUGAAAAUCCUGAUGAUGUUACUGUGCUUUUGACAGCUUCGACAGGAGUAGCAGCCUUUAAUGUUGGUGCUUCAACUGUUCAUAAUACAUUUUCAAUUGGUGCAAACGUCAGAUUGCCAUAUCAACCGCUUAGUGAUGACAAAAUAAAUUCUUUACGUAUCAAAAUGGGUAACCUGCAAAUUUUGAUUAUUGAUGAAGUCUCUAUGGUUGACCAUCGUCUGUUGUCAUACAUUCAUGGAAGGCUGCGACAAAUAAAACAAACUGGUGAUUACUCUUUAUUUGGAAAAGUCAGCAUUAUUGCUGUGGGUGAUUUCUAUCAGUUACCACCUGUGAAAGGAACUGCUCUUUAUGCUGAUUCAAAAGGAGUCAACCUAUGGGAAAGCAACUUUGAGCUUGCUGAAUUAACUAAAGUUGUUAGACAACAAGAUGCAUCUUUUGCUGGAAUGUUAAAUCGCCUGAGAGUUCAUAAGAAAAGUGAAGAUCUUAUCACUACUGAUAUUGAUGUGUUGAAAAAAUGUGAAACAGGGGAGAGAUGUAAUGACCUUCACAUAUUUGCUACAAAUAGCGAGGUUGAUAAAUACAACCUUGAAAGACUACAUGAGUGUUGUCCAGAUGCAAUUAGUAUAAAUGCUCAGGAUUAUAUCAGAAACUCAAAAACUGGAAGAAUGGAACGUAAAGUUGGAUACCACGCUACAGUUUUCAACUCAUGUCUAUCUAAAUGCAUUUCCUUGGGUGUUGGAGCAAGGGUUAUGUUAAAGAAAAAUAUUGAUGUAGCUGACGGUCUUGUCAAUGGAGCUUUUGGUACGGUUGUCCACAUAAGUGAAAGUCAGAAAAAAGGUGAAGAUAAUGAUGAUUUCCCAUCAGCUAUUUAUGUAGAGUUUGAUAAUCCAACUGUUGGGAAAGUUCAAAGAUGCAAAAAGCGUUACACACUUUUUCCAAAUUCAACUGUAAUUGAAGUACAAGAAGACCAGGUCACAAAUGCUGGUGGCAUAAGACGGCAAUUUCCACUCAGAUUGGCAUGGGCAUGUACAGUUCACAAAGUACAAGGACUCACAGUAGAUAAAGCUGUUGUUUCACUUAAUAAAAUCUUUACAGCAGGACAAGCAUAUGUUGCUUUAAGCCGAGUUAGGUCUCUUAGUGGAUUAAUCAUUGAGGACUUUAAAGAAUCUGUCAUAUUUUGUAAUGAAAAAAUCGAGUUGUCUUUGAAAGAUAUGACAAAAAUAAAAUUGGAUAAGUACAGUUUUAGUAAAUCCUUUGGCUGUAGCAGUGAUAUGGUAAUGGAGUCAGAUGAAAGAGGAUAG